Molecule: messenger RNA, 1311 nt
Organism: Salvia splendens (bonfire salvia)
Lineage: Eukaryota; Viridiplantae; Streptophyta; Magnoliopsida; Lamiales; Lamiaceae
Product: probable LRR receptor-like serine/threonine-protein kinase At3g47570
Exons: 1
Coding region: 1-1311 (436 amino acids)
Molecular function (GO): protein binding
Source: RefSeq, a predicted model, not a curated record
AUGGUGUCUCCUGCAGCAAAAGGCAUUCAAACAGAGUCGUCUCUCUUUCUCUGUCGUCUCAAGGCCUUGUUGGACCGCUCUCUCCUCCUCAGAAUCAUCAACUUGCAAAACAACACCUUCACCGGCCCAAUCCCCCAGGGGAUGGGUCGCCUCAGAAGGCUUGAAGCGAUCGUAUUUAAUAACAAUUCUUUGGGUGGUGGGAUUCCAACAAACCUAUCCCAAUGCAUAAACCUUAAUAACCUGAAUUUGAUCGACAAUGAGCUCACUGGAUCCAUAGUCCCCGAGAUAGCUUCGCUUCUCAACCUCCAAUUUUUAGGCUUGUCGGACAACAUGCUUGCGGGGACUAUCCCACCAUUCUUAGGAAAUCUCACAUAUCUAUUACAACUUUCGUUGCGAAAUUGCAGCUUGCAAGGAGAGAUUCCUGAGUCGCUCGCUCAGCUUAGAAGAUUGCGGCUGCUAAAUGUGAAUGAAAACGAUCUAAUUGGUUCUAUUCCAUUAGUCCUCUUUAAUCUUUCAAGUGUCGAGAUUUUCAGAUUUGGUUUCAAUAAACUCCAUGGGAACAUACCUGCCGACGUAGGCUCUACACUUCCUAAGUUGAGGCACCUUGAUUUGGCCAUCAAUCAUUUCACUGGUGUGCUUCCAGCUUUCUUAUCGAACUCUUCCCUAAUUGAAAAUCUAUAUAUUAGUAGCAACAAUUUCAGGGGAACUAUGAUCGAUUUAACGAAGCUUUCAUAUCUUCAAAUGCUUUUGGUUGCCAAUAACCGUUUGAAUGGAGAUAUAGGUAGUAUUUUAUCAUCCCUCACAAACUGCACCAACCUUGAAGUAUUGUCAUUGGGUGAUAACCCUUUCACUGGUUCGUUACCAGAUUCUAUGGGCAAUCUUUCAAAUCACGUGUGGUUCCUAAGAAUUAACCAAAAUCAGUUAAGUGGAAGCAUUCCAUCUAGUAUUGAAAACCUUGUUGGUCUCACUACUUUAUAUGCUACUAUCAACAAUCUGAAAGGUCCAAUUCCUUCCUCCAUUGGAAAACUUCAUAACUUGCAACGUAUCAGUCUCUCUAAAAAUAGAUUAAAUGAGAUGCCAUUUUCAUUGGGCAACUUGACUUUGUUGAACAAUCUCUACUUGAGACUAAACAAUCUUUCUGUGAGUAUACCUCAAAAUCUUGGCAACUGUACCAACUUGUUAGUGUUAGAUCUUUCAGAGAACAAUCUCAGUCGCUCAAUGCAUCCCGAAAUCAUUAAGCUUUCCUCCAUCUCCAUUGGACUUGACCAAUCUGACAACGUUUUGACGGGGCUGAUCUCACCAGAAUACUAG